Molecule: messenger RNA, 2874 nt
Organism: Dunckerocampus dactyliophorus (ringed pipefish)
Lineage: Eukaryota; Metazoa; Chordata; Actinopteri; Syngnathiformes; Syngnathidae
Product: zinc finger protein 774-like
Exons: 4
Coding region: 6-2468 (820 amino acids)
Source: RefSeq, a predicted model, not a curated record
AAUAGAUGACGAAGGAGACCGCAGGUGUGAGUAUGAAGUGUUGUGAGCGUGUUAAAAUGAGUGUAGUUCAAAUGCUGAGAGUGUUGGUGAGGCAGCGACUAACUGCAGCUGCUGAAGAAAUAUUUGCAGUGUUCGAAAGAACGAUAGCAGAGUACAAGAAAGAACUUUGUCGAACAAAGGAGGAGAACGAGCGACAACGUCAAGUACUGGACGCUCUUUUCAAGCAGCCUCAAGUUGUGUUACACAGAGCAGAUGUCGGUGAAGAAUAUCUUCAGCACAAGGAGCCUGAGCCCCCCCACAUUAAAACGGAGGAGGAGAGUCCAGAACCCCCCCACAUUAAAGAGGAAGAUGAGGAUCACAGAAUCAGUCAGGAGGGAGAGCAUCCUGGAGGACUGGCGGAGUUUCCAGUGAUUGGUGUCCCUGUGAAGAGGGAAGAUGAAGACAAAGGUCAAAGUGAGGAGAAGAGAGAGGUGGAGCCUCCAAGCGGCAGCUCAAUUCAACACAUGACAAUGGAAGCUGAUGGAGACCACUGUGGAGGAUCACAAGCAGACAACCUCUUCGCUCCACUAUCAGAUAGUGACGACACAACGUCACACUCUACUGACACUGAUGAUGAACACUCUAAAGCUGAUCAGACAUGUCACAUGGACAACGCACGCUUGAAAUGCUCUCAGCGUGGUCAAACUUUUGAGCACAUGAGAGCACACACAGGAGAGAAACCAUAUGUCUGCGCAAUUUGUGGUGAAAGAUACUUUGAGAAGGUACAAUUGACAAUCCACACAAGAAUACACAAAAGGGAAAAACCUUUUACCUGUUCUGUAUGUGGAACAACUUUUUCACGAAAUUCUGAUUUGAAAAAACACAUGAGGGUACACACUGGAGAAAAACCAUAUUCAUGUCCAAGCUGCAACAAAAGCUUUCGUAUUCGAAAAGGCCUCGUACAACACAUGCGAAUACACACUGGAGAAAAACCAUAUUCAUGUCCAGGCUGCAGCAAAAGAUUUCGUAUCCGAAAAGGCCUCGUACAACACAUGCGAGUACACACUGGAGAAAAACCAUAUUCAUGUCCAAGCUGCAGCAGAAGCUUUUGUAAACGACCAAACCUUGUACAGCACAUGCGAAUCCACACUGGUGAGAAACCUUUUUCCUGUUCAGUGUGUGGCAGAGGUUUUGGACAAAAUAGUCAUUUGAAACAACACAUGCGAAUACACACUGGUGAAAAACCAUAUUCCUGUUCAUUGUGUGGUGCAGGUUUUGGACAAAAUAGUACUUUAACAAAACACAUGAGAAUACACACUGGAGAAAAACCAUAUUCCUGUUCAAUCUGCUAUGAAAGCUUUUCUCAACGAAAACCACUUUUAGCACACACAGAGAUCAAGUGUGAGUGUGUUAAAAUGAGCGUAGUUCAAAUGCUGAGAAUGUUGCUGAAUCAGCAACUAACUGGGGCUGUUGAAGAAAUAUUUGGAGUGUUCGAAAGAACGAUAGCAGAGUACGAGGAGGAACUUUGUCGAUCAAAAGAGGAGAACGAGCGACAACAUCAAGCACUGGACGCUGUUUUCAACCAGCCUCGAGUUGUGUUACACAGAGCAGACAUCGGUGAAGAAUAUCUUCAGCACAAGGAGCCUGAGCCCCCCCACAUUAAAAAGGAGGAGGAGAGUCCAGAACCCCCCCACAUUAAAGAGGAAGAGGAGGAUCACAGAAUCAGUCAGGAGGGAGAGCAUCCUGGAGGACGGGCGGAGUUUCCAAUGAUUGGUGUCCCUGUGAAGAGGGAAGAUGAAGACAAAGGUCAAAAUGAGGAGAAGAGAGAGGUGGAACCUCCAAGCGGCAGCUCAACUCAACACAUGACAAUGGAAGCUGAUGGAGACCACUGUGGAGGAUCACAAGCAGACAACCUCUUAGCUCCACUAUCAGAUAGUGACGACACAACGUCACACUCUACUGACACUGAUGAUGAACACUCUAAAGCUGAUCAGACAUGUCACAUGGACAACGCACGCUUGCAAUGCUCUCAGCGUGAUCAAACUUUUGGGCACAUGAGAGCACACACUGGAGAGAAACCAUAUUCAUGUUCUAUCUGCCACACAAGCUUUCGUCACAGAGCAAACCUUGAUCGACAUAUGAGAGUACACACUGGUGAGAGACCAUUUUCCUGUUCAGUGUGUGGCACGAGUUUUAGAGAUAACUGUGUUUUAAAAAUACACACAAGAAGGCACACUGGAGAAAAACCAUAUUCUUGCUCUAGCUGCAACAAAAAUUUUCGUCACCGAGCAAGCCUCAUAGUACACAUGAGAUUACACACUGGUGAGAAACCAUUUUCCUGUUCAGUGUGUGGUGCAGGUUUUGGACAACGUAGUAAUUUAACAAACCACAUGAGAGUACACACUGGAGAUAAACCAUAUUCCUGUUCAGUCUGCUACAGAAGCUUUGCUCAUCGAUCAUCACUUUUAGUACACUUGAGAACUCACUGAUGAGAAAGUGUUGAGUUGCAGUGUGUGUGAUGAAAGAUUCUCUUAUAAGUACCAAGUUAACAAUGCUGUUAUAUUUGGUGCUGGUGAGAACAACAGUAGUAAAUGAAGCUGUAGAACUUUGAACAAAUUGCGAAGAUUUUGGUAACUUUGCCUUUCUAACCAUCACCACAUAUAACGUGUGUGACAUUGUUGUGUGUGUAACCAGGGGCACAGCCAGGAAUUCAGGUCCCCCUGGGGGAAAAAAAAGCAUUGGGCUGUUGUGACCACACCCCUAUUUUUGAGUGGUCCUGUCAGUCAGGGACCCUUGGAACUUUCCAAACCUCCCCUGCCGUUAGAACUGUUUAAAGUUUCCACCUGAUAUGGUGCUCCUGUGUAUAACAUAAUCUUGUUUAUGUGUUUGUACCAU